Messenger RNA from Symbiodinium necroappetens, 654 nucleotides. Lineage: Eukaryota; Dinophyceae; Suessiales; Symbiodiniaceae. The record is from the annotation of a GenBank genome assembly.
GCUGCUCUGGCAACUUUCUGCGUAACUGCUGGAUACUGGGCGCUAUUCCUCAUUGCUGACGAGAUCGAUCAGCCGUUUGGCGGAGACCCUAAUGACCUGAACCUGUCGAACAUGCAGCGCGACUUCAACGCCAGCUUGAUCACCUUACUGGACCGUAAGACUCAGACCGUACCUUCGUUUCGCCCGCAUCAGAGACUGCAGAGAAACUCUACAACAGUGAUUGGGUCCCGGUUCCGCAACCCAAUGCAGGGGGAGUUCUGGCCGACCAAAGAUCAGAUUGCCGGCCCAUCGGAAGAGCUCACGAGGGCCCAGCUAGUCGGAGCUACGGCUGAUGAGGUCCAUCUGAAUGUUGGAACGCCACGGUCUCUUGAAGAAUGGCCAUCGCAGAGCCCGUCACACAAGAAGGAGAAAAAACUGCAGAAGAAGAAGAAAAAGUCGGGAGCAAUCAUGCGCGAAUUGGAGCCGGACGAGACAGAACAGGCCCAGAGCAUGCCCGACAACAGACAGGAAGCCAGUGACGCUUUGUAUGUGGACCAAGUAGCUGCCACUGGGCCGAGAGAUGCGCCAUCAUCCGGCAUGCAAAUGCAGUUGGGGCUUCGCGUUGAAGCAGAGCCAGGAGAGCUUAAAGAGCGGGCUUCCCUUCUAAACUCUUAG